Messenger RNA from Mucor velutinosus, 1965 nucleotides. RefSeq lists its product as uncharacterized. NCBI's taxonomy places the organism in Eukaryota, Fungi, Mucoromycota, Mucoromycetes, Mucorales, Mucoraceae. The transcript is spliced from 3 exons. Bases 1 to 1965 code for a protein of 654 amino acids. The record is from RefSeq and is a predicted model, not a curated record.
AUGGGUCAAAUUUUAUCUCUCAUUGGAGUGCCUGGUUACCUGCAGUUUAUCUUGUCUACCAUCUUUCCAUCUCUUUUGCUCAUCACUCAGCUUUAUCAUAUCUGUUAUGUUGUCAAUAAGCAGCGCGAUGAUACCAUACAUGAGAUGAUAAGACUGCACCAGAAAAACUACUUUGAAAGCCUUGAGGAUGUCUACAAGAGAUUAGAGAGCCUUGACAAUGACAAGAAGAACCUGCUGGUUACUCUGGAAGAUCAAAAGAGGCUCUCGGAAGAAACAUUCAAGCAAGAAAUGGCUUUUGUUCAUGAUGCCAUGAGACAAAAUGAGUAUCAGCUCAGGGUUGCCAAUGCUGCGCUGGACAAAACCACUGCCAAAAUGAACGCUGCUUACGAUAGCUUCAAUGAAAACAGCCGCAAAGUGAACAACGAAAUCCGUAAUUUGGUUGCAACCGACAACAUCUUGAUUGAAAAGGUCAGUCGUCUUCAACUUGCCAGCAGAGGCUAUGUUCCAGCCAGCAUCAAGAAGGCGUGUCAACCAUUCAACUUCACCAAGAGGCCUACCACUCAAGCAGCCACUAGUAAAAGAAAAAACUCCAUGUUACAAGCGCAAGUCCUAGAGUUGAAUGCCCAUGUGGACAGAUUGAACAAAAUGGUGUAUGGCCAAGCUCCUGCUGUUCAACAAGCUCCCCCCUCGGUUGGCACUAGUAGCUCUUCUGUCUCGGUUGGUGCCAGUACCUCUGCCUCCAUUCAUGUCAAUGUCCCUAGCAGCUCAUCUACAAGGUCCAAGUUCAGAAAGUCCAUCCGUAGAGGCUAUGAUCGUAUGGUGAAUAUGAACAAAAGAGAUAGCUUGGCCAGAAUGGUGUUUACUUUGAGAAACAAUCUUAAACCUCGACAAAAUCAGAGCAGCAACAAUGAUAUUUCAGAUGCCAGCGCGAGUAACAGCAACGAAACAACUAGUGCUUCGUCCGCAUCAACUACCACUGUAAGCACGUCUACUCUGGAAUCUAGGAUUGACUCUCUUCAUCUUGCAUUUAACAAUCAACUGAAAGAUAUACAGACCAAAAUUGAUCAACUGGCCAGCAAAAUCAAGAAAUCAAAGCACCCACAAGAUACCACAAAUGCCCACCCUCAUGCUCCUGGAUACAUCAACAGCAGCAGCGGCACUAAUCAACAACAACAUGGAGACACUGCUUCACUGGAUCUGCAAGUCGCCAUUCUUCGAGAUCAAGUUACUGACUUCCAUAAAGAGUUUAUCAACAUGGGGAAGGACUGCAAGAAGAGCAUGGAAUCUUUGCACAACGACGUUGCAGCUGUUAGCAUCAAGCAAAAGGAACUGGAUAUUGAAAAUCGCUCUCGGUGGCUUGCUUACGAUGAAUUUCGCCAUGACACUCGAGACAAGUUGGCAGAAAUCUUUAGCCGCUAUGAAGCAACCACUGCUUUUCAAAUGAAGAAGAUGGCUGAUGUUACCAAGUACUCUGAAGGCAACAUUCAAUUGCUCCAUGACACUACCAAGAGGCACCAAGGCUCGCUGGCUUCACUUGCAAACACACUGGAGCAGCUGAAGCAGGAAAUCAACGAGGCUAUACCUUCUGUUAAAUCAAAAGCAACAACAACAACAACAGGUGUGGUAUUGCAUAAAACGCAGCAAAGAGACGAUCAACGUUUAAUGGUGUCAUCUGCUGCCAAGUUUAUCAACCACAUGGAAGGCGCUCUCAAGUCUGAUAAAGCUAUCCUGGACCACAACAGCAAAAAACUUCGUGCUCUUCAACACAAACUCGAGUCAUCAAGAGAGGUAAAAAAUCUCAAGGUCCAACGUGAGCUUGUAGACAGAGAAUUCGACAAGACCAUGCAACAGAUUACAAUGAUCAAGAAAAGAAUAGAGCCUGAAUUUGAGAAUCCUCCACCUUUACAUCAAAAUGGCGAAUCCAACACAGAUGUCAAUCAAAGAAGAGAUCAAUUCUUGAGAUAG